GUUACGCCACCCAUAUACCCCAGCCGUGCAGCGCCCUCCUCACCUCCCUUCUACGACAUCACCGUCUCGCUCGGCCCGUCCCUCACUCAGGCGGAGGCAGCAGAGCCAGACACAGAGGAGGUCUCAGCAUGGCUUUCCCUUUGUGCUUUGUGGUCGUUCUGGCGGCGGCCGCAGCGGCAGACAACUACACAACAGUUGAGUAUCAGCCAGAAUCGGUAUCCUGCUUGGACGUGGGCGGCGAGUGUGUGGCAGAGGCUGACCAGUGCUUCACCGGACUCUUACACACCGCCGAGUGCCUGGAGGGCGUAUGUUGCCUCAAUCAUACGGAAUUAGGCAACGCUACGUGGGCAAGUGAAAACGACCCAGCUGACGACUGGGGAAGGUUCUUGGACGAGUAUGAAAAAGUGGAAGGAAGUAACAUCACUGACACGAGUGCUUAUGGUUUAGGGGACGGCUUGGCGAGGGACAACAAACCGAAGUGUCUCCAAAAAGAAAAGUGCAAGAAAGAAAAUGGCAAAUGUAAGAGGCGAUGUUCCGCAAAGGAAGACAACGUUCCCAAUGCUUGCGGCAGACACUGUCAGUGCUGCGUGGGGCGGGAGAAGAAGUGCCGAAACAAGGCAAAGUGCAGCGAGGCCCACGGCCGGUGCAAGAAGCGGUGCGCCUCGGGGGAGGUUAAGCUGGCCGGCGCCUGCACGGGCUCGGACUGCAAAUGCUGCAUUCCCGCCACAGACAAUGCUGUGUGCACGGAGGUGGAGGACUGUCUGAAAGCCGGGGGGUCGCUCAAGACGGCCUGCACCAGUGACGAGGCGCAGGUGGCCGGCGGCUGCUCCGACAAGUACUGCUGCUGCGCGCCACGAGACGUCUGCCAGGCGGAGCCAGCCUGCCACAAGGGGAAAGGCUUCUGCAGGACGGCGUGCCAGAAGGGCGAGCGAGAGGUGGUUAGCGGCUGCUCGGCUAGCUGCAGGUGUUGUGUCCCAGUCAAGGAAGGUUCGGAGGUCAAGAAAUGCAUGAGAGCGGGAGGGUCACUCAAGGCCCACUGCUCGUUAAUGGAGAAGGAAGUAGCAAGCGGGUGUAUUGGAAAGUACUGCUGCUGUGCUCCAAAAGACCAGUGUGACGUUCAUCCGGCAUGCGCGGACGGCCGAGGACACUGCCGGUCAUCCUGUAACGAGUGGGAAGAGGAGACCGGCCACUGCGGACACAACUGCAAGUGCUGCGUGUCGCUGACGGAAGUCUGCCUGGCUAAACUCUCGUGCUACGGAGACCAAGGCCAGUGCAAGGCUUCGUGCCUCAGCCGGGAGACGGAGAUCCACGGAGACUGCGGGAGUCGCUGCAAAUGCUGCCUGCCCCCUCCUUCAUGUUCUAAGGAAAUGGAAGCAUGCAACAAGGCGGGAGGCUCACUCAAGCAGCAGUGUUCAUCGGCGGAGAAGGUGGUGGCGGGAGGCUGCUCUGACGGACAUUGCUGUUGCGCACCGCUGGACGCGUGCCUCGGCCAGCCGGAGUGUGACGCGGGGCGGGGACACUGCCGUUCAGCCUGCCGCACCGGGGAGAAGGAGAAGUAUGGCCUCUGCGGCGACUCCUGCAAGUGUUGUGUCGCCACGGACGGGGUUUUAGAUGAGGUGAAGCUGUGCGUGCAUGCGGGCGGGGUGGUCAAGGGGCAGUGCAGCUCGCACGAGAAGGAGGUGGCGGGAGGCUGCUCGGCUCAGAACUUCUGCUGCUGCGCCCCUCAAGACGUGUGCGGUGCCCACGAUACCUGCGACGCGGGGAGUGGCCUGUGUCGAAGUUGGUGCCUCAAGUGGGAGCGUGAGGUGCCGGGCUGCGGUGCCAGCUGUAAAUGCUGUACCGUUCGUCCCGCCGUGUGCAGCGACCCUACUGACAGCUGCCCAGGGACGUGUGUCGACGAGAGGCUGUGCCCUCACGAAAAGCAUCCCACUCUCACCUGCUCUGGAGACGGCUGUGUUUGCUGCCUAAGAAAAGUUCGGCCCACUACCACCACUAAAAAACCCGAGACUACCACCACCACGAGUGAAGUGACGACUACCACUACUACACCGACCACUACAACAACAACGACCCCAACCACCACCUCUACAACAACAACGACCCCAACCACCACCACAACUACAACUACGACCCCAACCACAACAACUACAACUACGACCCCAACCACCACCACCACCACGACAACCACCACCACCACUACAACAGAAGCAGGAAAUGAUGAUUCCAUCUUUGCCAUAGUUAUCGAGGAUGAGUUUGGUGGAGGGAUCCCAGUGGGGCCUCAGGCUACGAGUGCUGGCCUGACCGAUGGAUGGACGACCGGCGCCGCGCACACUACUCAUGGGUUAACCUCUGAGGAAGUCACUGACCUAACCACUGAACUGCUAACUGAACCAACCACAGAAGGAUCCGCUGAAGACUCUAAUGCAUCCGCUGAAGAGAUCUCGGAGGAUUCCAACGAAAAAUUACCUGAAGAAACCAUUGGAGAGUCCACUGAGAAAUCACCCACUCAGGAGUUCACCGAUUACACUGAAGGAUCCACUGGAGGAUAUACUGAAGAAUCAGCUGAAGGAUAUACUGAAGAAUCUACUGAAAGAUACACUGAAGGACCCAUUGAAGGGGUCCCAGAACAAUCCAUUCAAGGAGUCCCUGAAGAGUCCACUGUAGGAUACGAUGAAGAGUCCACGGAAAGAUACGAUGACGAGUCCACUGAAGGAUAUGAUGAAGAGUCAACGGAAGGAUACGAUGAGGAGUCCACUGAAGGAUAUGAUGAAGAGUCCACGGAAGGAUACGAUGAGGAGUCCACUGAAGGAUAUGAUGAAGAGUCCACGGAAGGAUACGAUGAAGAGUCCACUGAAGGAUACGAUGAAGAGUCCACUGAAGGAUACGAUGAAGAGUCCACGGAAGGAUACGAGGAAGAGUCCACUAAAGGACACUAUGAAGAGUCCACUGAAGGAUACGAUGAAGAGUCCACUGAAGGAUACGAUGAAGAGUCCACUGAAGGAUAUGAUGAAGAGUCCACUGAAGGAUACGAUAAAGAGUCCACUGAAGGAUAUGAUGAAGAGUCCACUGAAGGAUACGAUGAAGAGUCCACUGAAGGAUCUGAUGAAGAGUCCACUGAAGGAUACGAUGAAGAGUCCACUGAAGGAUACGAUGAAGAGUCCACUGAAGGAUAUGAUGAAGAGUCCACUGAAGGAUACGAUGAAGAGUCCACUGAAGGAUACGAUGAAGAGUCCACUGAAGGAUAUGAUGAAGAGUCCACUGAAGGAUACGAUGAAGAGUCCACUGAAGGAUACGAUGAAGAGUCCACUGAAGGAUAUGAUGAAGAGUCCACUGAAGGAUAUGAUGAAGAGUCCACUGAAGGAUACGAUGAAGAGUCCACUGAAGGAUACGAUGAAGAGUCCACUGAAGGAUAUGAUGAAGAGUCCACUGAAGGAUAUGAUGAAGAGUCCACUGAAGGAUAUGAUGAAGAGUCCACUGAAGGAUACGAUGAAGAGUCCACUGAAGGAUAUGAUGAAGAGUCCACUGAAGGAUACGAUGAAGAGUCCACUGAAGGAUAUGAUGAAGAAUCCACUGAAGGAUACGAUGAAGAGUCCACUGAAGGAUAUGAUGAAGAGUCCACUGAAGGAUACGAUGAAGAGUCCACUGAAGGAUACGAUGAAGAGUCCACUGAAGGAUAUGAUGAAGAGUCCACUGAAGGAUAUGAUGAAGAGUCCACUGAAGGAUACGAUGAAGAGUCCACUGAAGGAUAUGAUGAGGAGUCCACUGAAGGAUACGAUGAAGAGUCCACUGAAGGAUACGAUGAAGAGUCCACUGAAGGAUACGAUGAAGAGUCCACUGAAGGAUAUGAUGAGGAGUCCACUGAAGGAUACGAUGAAGAGUUCACUGAAGGAUACGAUGAAGAGUCCACUGAAGGAUACGAUGAAGAAUCCACUGAAGGAUAUGAUGAAGAGUCCACUGAAGGAUACGAUGAAGAGUCCACUGAAGGAUAUGAUGAAGAGUCCACUGAAGAAUCAACUGAAGGAUUCAGUGAGGGACCCAUUGAAGGAUUACCUGAACAAUCCAUUGAAGGAUUCCCUGAAAAACCCACUGAAGGAUCCACAGAAGAAUCUACAGAAGAGUCCACUGAAGAAUCUACAGAAGGAUCCACUGAAGAAUCUACAGAAGGAUCCACUGAAGAAUCUACAGAAGGAUCCACUGAAGAAUCUACAGAAGGAUCCACUGAAGAAUCUACAGAAGGAUCCACUGAAGAAUCUACAGAAGGAUCUACAGAAGGAUCCACUGAAGAAUCUACAGAAGGAUCCACUGAAGAAUCUACAGAAGGAUCUACAGAAGGAUCCACUGAAGAAUCUACAGAAGGAUCUACAGAAGGAUCCACUGAAGAAUCUACAGAAGGAUCCACUGAAGAAUCUACAGAAGGAUCUACAGAAGGAUCCACUGAAGAAUCUACAGAAGGAUCCACUGAAGAAUCUACAGAAGGAUCUACAGAAGGAUCCACUGAAGAAUCUACAGAAGGAUCUACAGAAGGAUCCACUGAAGAAUCUACAGAAGGAUCCACAGAAGAAUCUACAGAAGGAUCCACUGAAGAAUCUACAGAAGGAUCUACAGAAGGAUCCACUGAAGAAUCUACAGAAGGAUCUACAGAUGGAUCCACUGAAGAAUCUACAGAAGGAUCUACAGAAGGAUCCACUGAAGAAUCUACAGAAGGAUCCACAGAAGAAUCUACAGAAGGAUCCACUGAAGAAUCUACAGAUGGAUCCACUGAAGAAUCUACAGAAGGAUCUACAGAAGGAUCCUCUGAAGGAUCUAUAGAAGAAUCUACAGAAGGAUCCACUGAAGAAUCUACAGAAGGAUCCUCUGAAGGAUCUACAGAAGAAUCUACAGAAGGAUCCCCUGAAGAAUCUACAGAUGGAUCCACUGAAGAAUCUACAGAAGGAUCCUCUGAAGGAUCUACAGAAGAAUCUACAGAAGGAUCCACUGAAGAAUCUAAAGAUGGAUCCACUGAAGAAUCUACAGAAGGAUCUACAGAAGGAUCCUCUGAAGGAUCUAUAGAAGAAUCUACAGAAGGAUCCACUGAAGAAUCUACAGAAGGAUCCUCUGAAGGAUCUACAGAAGAAUCUACAGAAGGAUCCCCUGAAGGAUCUAAAGAAGAAUCUACAGAAGGAUCCACUGAAGAAUCUACAGAAGGAUCCUCUGAAGGAUCUACAGAAGAAUCUACAGAAGAAGAAUCCUCUGAAGGAUCCACUGAAGAGUCUACUGAAGGAUCCACUGAAUAA
Molecule: messenger RNA, 5273 nt
Organism: Eriocheir sinensis (Chinese mitten crab)
Lineage: Eukaryota; Metazoa; Arthropoda; Malacostraca; Decapoda; Varunidae
Product: serine-rich adhesin for platelets-like
Exons: 17
Coding region: 129-5273 (1714 amino acids)
Source: RefSeq, a predicted model, not a curated record